Molecule: messenger RNA, 5751 nt
Organism: Labeo rohita (rohu)
Lineage: Eukaryota; Metazoa; Chordata; Actinopteri; Cypriniformes; Cyprinidae
Gene: styxl2
Product: dual specificity phosphatase 27
Exons: 6
Coding region: 1806-5210 (1134 amino acids)
Biological process (GO): negative regulation of MAPK cascade; protein dephosphorylation
Cellular component (GO): cytoplasm
Molecular function (GO): MAP kinase phosphatase activity; protein tyrosine/serine/threonine phosphatase activity
Source: RefSeq, a predicted model, not a curated record
UUAUAAACAUUUGUAAGCGCAUUCAACAAUAUUUUGAUGUGAAAAUUCAAAUAUUUUUCUAUUAAUCUAUUAGUUUGCAUUGCUUGAACAUUUGAUUUGAGAAAUUAUAUUCUUCUCCCAUUUGAAAGUGAAUCCUGAGUUCAUGAGGGACUGAUGUGUCACUCCCGAAACGUUGGCCCUUGUACAGGGUUUAUGGCCCUUAGCAGCACGAAAAACAACACUUUUAUUCACAUUCUGAACGGAUUAUAUUUAGCACAGAAAGUGCGUUUAUAAUCACUAAAACGGUGUGACUUCAGUUCAUCGCGAUCUCACAAAGGUCCUUUAUAAUCAAUGAACCUCUUAUUUACAUCGUGUUACAGUGAGAGGAUUCAUCAGCUUGCAGGGGGAAAACCGGCGUUUACAGGUGAGUGAACAGCGGCCAAUCACAGGCGUUCCAGAAACCAACAGAUAUGUCUGUGAUUGGCUACACUGCUCAGCGCUGCGCAAACACGUUGUAAAUAGAAUCUUUUGGCGAUUUCCAGAGAGCAAACACAAACACACACUGGAGCCUUCACCAAUAUCACAUUUUAAUAUAGUUUUAACUGAGGGCGCGUGAGAAAACGGAUGUGGGGCGUGAGAAAUGUGUCAAAUAUGUCAUUCGUAAGGGGUGUCUUAAUCAAGUUCAAUACACACCUUAUUGAUGAGGAAAACUAUAUACAGGCAAGAAAAUGACCCCAGCACGAAUAUCUUAGGCCCAUUAAGCCGCAUAAAGCGUUUUAUGAUGGUUUUCUAUUGGAAAAUGUUUGCGCUACUUAUCGCGUUGCGUUCAUGUGAUGUGUUCAUCUGUUCAUCGGUAUAUAGUUCCAUCACUAAAGUGUAGACAGAGUUUGCUCUUUUAAUAUGUGAGUCUCAGUACAAACCUGCUGAAAACACCCGCUGUCCCCGGAGGAAAGCCUCGUUUGGCCCUUCAGGUGGGCGUUUCUUUACAUGCGUGACGUCACGCGAAACCGUUCCAGGGAUUGGUCAUUAGCGCCACCUCGCGUCUCACAGUGAUAGAACACACUCGGCGUUACUGUUUGUAACAUCAGAGUCUACACCGCUGAAGAAAGGGAGAACAACGCUCGGAUGAAAGGUGGUGAAAAGUAACCAUUCAUUCAGUUUAAUAAGCCAUGAAUGUAUGAGCGUACUGAGUGUACAUUAUCCUCAGCCCUAAUAAUAUAAUAUAAUAUAUUAUAAUAUAACAUAAUAUAAUAUGAUAUGAUAUAAUAUAAUAUAAUAUAAUUUUGUGUUUACCGUCUUGAGGUGUUUUUCUCUUUUUGACAGUUGGAUGCAUGUUUUAUCUGUCACUAAUAAAAGGCUUUUUAGUGUGUAAGCAGUUGAGAAAACUAAUUAUGAGACUGAGAUGAAAACUGUCUAGAUCAAUCCAUUUGAAUGGCACUUAAGUCAUCAGCAAAAAUCAGACACAUCAGAUUUAUUUUUACAUAAGAAUGUUGCCCAGAUCUAAACUAAAAACGUCAGUCUGUCCAGCAGUUUUCCUUGUUUCAUCUGUGAUGACCAGCAGACUAUUGUGCUGUAUCACGUCACGUUUAGAGAUCCGGCCCUUUAAGGGACCGGGGGGCCGCCAGACCCCUCUGAUGUCACGUGGGCGGCCCCGGGGCCGGUGGGAGUGUGAGGAGCCUCUAAGUUUAGUGUCCAAACACACGGACGGACCUCAGAGCCGCUUGAGACGGAGCCCGUCGGCCGCAGACGUUCAGGUCAGCAGAAACUUCAACUUUCACAGACGCUGUUUGAGAUCAUAGAGACACAUAAAGGACUGAGCAGGUGUGAUGGCGUCGUCCGGCGAGAGCAGCGCCGCAGAGGAUCAGCAGGUUCCUCAUCAGGACGAAGCGGCACGUGUUAAAGGCGUUCAGUCGCAUUACUUGCGCUGUCCUUCGCCCAGUUUCUCCAUGAUGUCCGAUCGCUUCUCCACCAUAUCGGACCGUUUCUCCAUGAUCUCCGGCUCCGAUGCGGAAAGUAUCUUCAUGGAUCCGAUUCAUCUGUCCUCCUCCGUCGCUGCCAAGAAGAUCAUCAGUGAAGAGCUGAAGUCCAGAGAGGUCCGGACGCCGACGACCCCCGACGGCAUGCUGGAAUCGGCCGAGCAGCUGAUGGUGGAGGAUCUGUACAACAGGGUGAAGGACAUGAUCGACGACCGCAGCCCCUACAACACGCCCUGUGUGCUGGACAUCCAGAGAGCGCUGAUCCAGGACCGGCUGGAGGCGCCGUUCAACCCCGUCGACGAGGUCUGGCCCAACAUCUACAUCGCGGAGAAGUCGGUGGCGGUGAAUAAAGCCCGUCUCAAACGCCUCGGCAUCACUCACGUGGUGAACGCCGCUCACGGCACCGGCGUCUACACCGGCGAGGUGUUUUACCAGGGCAUGAACAUCACCUACAUGGGCAUCGAGGUGGACGAUUUCACAGACGCAGACAUCUCUCCUCACUUCCGCGCGUGUGCCGAGUUCAUAGACGACGCUUUGCUGACACACAGAGGCAAGGUGCUUGUGGACUCCAUGAUGGGCGUGAGCCGCUCGGCGGUGCUUGUUGCUGCUUAUCUCAUGAUCUUCCAGAACAUGAGCAUCAUGGAGGCCCUGCUGGAGAUCAGGAAGAAACGUGCCAUCAACCCCAACGAAGGGUUUAUAAAGCAACUGCGCCAACUCAACGAGACUCUAAUGGAGGAACGAGACGAAGACGACGACGAGACCCUCAGUCAGUGCUCCGUGAUCGACACCCGUGCUCGUCUUGACGAGGAGGAGAGCAUGUUCGGAGUCAAAGCCGAAUCCAUAAUGGUGGACGAGGAGGAAGACAGCGGCAGCGUCAUGAGCAGCGUCGCAUCUUCUGCCGCCGCCGCGGCUCUGAAGGCGGGACUCCUCGGCGGCCCGAGCAAACCCGACACGCCGGCGACCGCCGAGGAGCCGCCGCUCCCUGGAAAAGACGGGGAAGAUGAAGAUGGGGAUGUGGACAGCAUGAUAAGGGAGUGGCAGAAGCGCAACGAGAAGUACCAGAACGAGGACUGGUGGGAGGCCCAGCUGAUGUGCGACGGGGACGACGGCGAGUCUCUGCCGGGCGACAGGAAGCGGCCGGCCGCGCGACCCGAGGACCUGGAGAGCGUGACCAGCGAAGACGUGCGAAUGGUGAAGGAACGCAUCGGGCGUCGUCCACGUCGUCCCGCUUCGGAAGCGGGCUCCACGACGAGCUGCAGCAGCUACUCCGAUCUCUGGAAGCAGCGCCUGAAGGAGAUCGAGGAGCAGGCCGCCGCACGAUACCGACUCAAAGAGACCGACGAGGACAGCGAGGCGAGCCGGAAAAGAAUCGACGAUGAUGUCGAGAGCAUGCUGUCCGACAGCAGCUCCAUGUACAACUUCUGCAAAAAGAACAAGGAAAAUCUAACACCUCUGGAACGAUGGAAGAUUAAGCGAAUCCAGUUCGGAUGGAACAAAAAAGAAGCGGCGGCUGAGAACGGAGAGAAAGCGGAGGCCGAGACCGAAGCUCCCGCUCCCUCGCUGGAGGACGUCAACUUAACGGCCUAUCAGACCUGGAAGCUCAAGCAGCAGAAGAAGUACGGUGGCGAAGAGAACAAGGACGAAAUUCUGGAGAUGAGUCGCGCCGAGGACCCGGCCACGAUCAAGAAAAGACAGCGGCGAGAGGAGCUUCUGGAGCGCACGAGGAAAACGCUGGAGGAGAGCCAGUCGGUGUGCGGCUGGGAAACCGAGAGCGCUCUGAGCGGCAGCAUCCCGCUGUCCGCUUUCUGCGCCGGAGUCUUUCCGUCCGCCAGCGUCACCGGAGACGAUAACGCGUCCGUGCUGAGCGGAAGGUCUUCUGUCCUUUCUGGUCGCAGCGCCCGAUCGCAGCCUCCCGUUCCCCAGGAGCCUCCCGCACCUCCCGCCGCGGUCAUCGGUCCUAACGGCGAGCCCAUGGUAAACAUCGCCAAUAUCCAAAACUGGAUUGCCAGCGUGGUCAACGAGACUCUCGUGCAGAAGCAAGCCGAGAUGAUGAUGGGAGCGAGUCUCGCCCCCUCCAGAGCGGGAUCGGUGUUCAGUCUGGGUGUUGGACGCGGAGCGGACGACGACAGAGCCUCGAUGCUGAGCGGGUCCACGUCCUCAAGCGUGCUGUCCCAGAGCAGGGCCGAAUCCGUCCUGUCUGCGGGCGGCAGGGCUCGGUCCGUGCUGUCGGCCGGCGGUCGGGCCGAGUCCGUGCUUUCUGCCGGAGGAGCGUCCAACCUCUCCUCGGUGUCCGGGUUGGGCUCCCGGAGGAGCAAGAUCACUACGACCAGCGUGCCGCUCUACAGCCUCUUCCAAGACCAGGUGAACCUUCACAAACUGGACACCAUGGAGAAAGAAAUCAAGGCUGACAUGCGGGACAAGAUGGCGUCCUACGAGGUGAAGAAGAUUGCUGAGGACAACAAGCGCAGCACGUUAUACAAGAAGAAGAAACCGAAGGAGGAGGACGACGACGAAGCCGGGCACGGAAAGUCGAAUGGAUUCGACGAUCCGGUAGCCCGUUCCUCUGAGAAACCCAAACCCAAAAGAGAUUACGGCCGUUCGGGAAUACUGAACCUUCCCGCUUCAGCCAGUAACCCCACCAGCAGCAUUGAUGAAUGGCUCCAAAACGUGAGACCUCCUCAGAGCAAAGCGAAACCUUACGACGGGGACGGCGAGCCGCCCCGCAUGUCUCGGCCAUCGUACGAAGGGAUGGAGGAACCUUCGGAGUUUGACUUCCCGAGCCGCAGGAGCUCCAUUUCAGUAAAUGACGACGAAGAGGAGGAAUAUCGCUUUGCCUCUAGAUUUUCGUCCAGGCACCGGGCUGACGAUGACAUGGAUUUGGGUCGAGAUCCCAGUCCGGAGUUUAACUAUCGCUCUCGGAGGUCCCCUCCUUCUUCGUACGACGGCUCGGGUGAAGAUACCGGCUACAGAACCAGGAGGUCGUAUGCGAGCUAUGAGGACGAGGAGAGAGGCAGUUACCAGAACUACUCGGCAAAGCAGAAAUCUUCUCACGCCUCGCUCUAUGAGAACAGUGAGACUGUGAGGACUGCUAAAACAGCACAGGGAGACGAGGAAGAUGAGGAAAUAUCUGCUUUCAUUGCUCAGAUCAAACAGAGGGCGAGAGCACGAGUGGCGGAAGAGAUGGAGGACGAUGAAGUUCUUUCCGCCUGGAGGAAACAGGAGGAGUCAAAGUCCAACGUUCACAAUAAAAAUUAAUGCAAACAUGACUGUUUAUGCCCCCAAAUUAACGAUGCCAUUAUCUAUGUAGAUAGAGAUUAUCGUAGCAGUAACGAUUCAUUGUUUCAUAUGUGUGAACUGACAGGCUUGCAUCCAUUAAGACAAAAGUGUUCAGUGUGAUGUAUAUGAGCAAACAACCGUGUUACCCAAGAAGAUAACAUCACUGCAUUCAUUAUAAAGGCAAAUGUUUACAAAAGUGUCUUGUGUUCAGGAUUUAUGACCCAGAAGAACCACACAGACCUUCCUGGUGCAUGAUGGGGAGUACAGUUAAGAGCAUGUUUAUCCCAAAAUAUGUAUAAAAAAGUCAUUAAAUGAAAUGGCCCAAUAGUAAUAAUAAUAUAUAGUAAAAAAAUUAUAGACACACACCGAAGUCUACACAAAAAAAAAAAAUAGGUUAAAAGUAAUUAUUAUGAAAAUGCAAAAAUAAUUGUAUAAAUGCAAAAUGUAACAGAAAACUGUUAAACUUUGGUUUACUUGAUAUAAAAUAAUUAUACUGACUCUGAGUAAGUGUUGUAUUGUU